AUGGAGACGAUAACAAUACCUUCUCCAUCAGCAUUUCUCUCCUCCCCAGUCCUCAAGCCAGCACCAGAACCACCCCCACCACCCAAAAAAAGAAAGCAAUCGACUUCGAGACCAUCGACUUCUCAAUCUUCAAAGAAAGAAAAUGGUAUCAACAAACCCAAACAAUCGAAAAGUCGGAAUGGUUGUAUAACUUGCAAGGCAAAACGAUUAAAAUGCGAUGAGACAAAACCUUCAUGCCAGCAAUGUCAUAAAAGAAGCGUUACAUGUGGAGGAUAUAAAAAGGAUUUUAAAUGGAGGCCAUUCGAGGAGACUACUUUCACAAACAAGCCGGCAGUGCCGGCACCGAAAAAGAGAGCCCUGGAUAAACUAGUGGACGAAUCUACAGUUGCAAGUCCAGUAGCCUCGGAUGGAUCGACUGGUACACCUAAUGGAGAGGAUACGCAGAUGCAGGACUCGUUCUUCAAUGCCGCCGUACCUUCUCCAGCAACUUUUGAUGUUUCGACUUCACUUCCGGAGCUCCAUUCGGGAUUUUCUCCUAUGUUUGAUAUGAACACACCUACCUUUAGUCAAGAUGGUCCUCAACGACCUCGCAUCGAGGCAGAUUCGGUCACAAGCAGUCUAAGUAGUAUGUUUGAAGACACUGGCCUGGUCACACCAACAAGAUCAAAUUUUUCCGGACAGUCACCAAGAUUAUUAGAUCUAUUACAACCUGGAUCGGAGCUGAAUGCAAGGCCGCCAUCUGUCUCCAUGAGUUCAUCUAUUUCUAUGCCAUCCCCUAUGAUGGGUAUGACAAUGUCAAGUCCAAAUAUGGGCCAGUUUCAGAUGACGAAUGAUUCGUCUCUUGAGGAUGAUAUUGAGGAAAUCAUUCGAGAUCCUCCAUUAUCUGACGCUGAUAUGUGGCUAGCCAUGAGUCCCUUUCAACCUCUGUCAAGAUCUCCAACUGCAUCUCCCAUAAGCUUCAGUCCGAUGUAUCGACAACCAGAUGUGCCGGCCGGAAGCCCAGAAAUGCUGAUGCUUAGAUUUGACAAGCAAACAUGUGGCAUUCUGUCUGUAAAGGAUGGUCCAACUGAGAAUCCAUGGAGAACAUUAGUUUGGCCUCUAGCGCGAGAUUCCCCAGCAUUGUAUCAUGCUAUCGCAUCCAUGACCGCCUUUCAUACCUCGAAAGAAAAACCUGCUCUUCGUGUCGACGGCAUGGAACACAUGCGUCGUAGUAUUCGGUCUCUCGCUACAGGCAUAGAAAAAAUGCGCACUGAUACUGCACUCGCCACAACGCUAGUUCUUGCAUUUGCCGAGUCAUGGGAUCAGCAUAUCUCUACUGGAAUUGAGCAUCUCAGGGGCGCAAAAAUAUUGGUUAACCAAGCACUCAUCAAACACAAUAAAAGAAGCCUUGUGGGUGAUGAUCUGGCUAGGUUGAAGUUUCUUUGCAAUACUUGGGUUUAUAUGGAUGUUAUUGCAAGAUUGACAUCAAUUGAUGAUGAAGAUUCUACGGAUUUUGAAAACCUUCUUUCUCCGCUCAAUAACCUCUCUUCUUCGUUUUCUUCGUCUUCCGCCGACGUCACUACAAUGUCGGAAAUCGACCCACUGAUGGGCAGCGCGGCAACACUUUUUCCCCUGAUUGGUCGCGCUGCGAAUCUCUGUCGCAAAGUACAGAAAUCAAAGUCAAACUCCAUAGCCAUAGUAUCUCAAGCUAUGGAACUCAAGCAAGCAAUUGAACAAUGGCAACCUUCAACCUCAUUUUCGACCCCAGAAGAUCCAACCUCUGAAAUCCAGCACGCCCUCCAAACAGCUGAAGCCUAUCGUUAUGCAACUCUUCUUCACUUACAUCAAGCUGUCCCCGAAAUUCCAUCACUAACAUGCGCGGAACUGGCUAAGAAAGUCCUGGUUUUCUUAGCCACUGUACCACUCAGUAGUCGUCUCGUCAUUGUCCAAAUAUAUCCCCUUCUAGCAGCAGGCUGUGAAGCAAAAGACGACGAAGAUAGAAACUGGGUUGAAGAGAGAUGGGCAAGUAUGGGAAGAAGAAUGUGGAUUGGGAAUAUUGAUCGCUGCUGGGAAGUCAUGCAAGAAGUAUGGAGAAGAAGAGAUGAAGUUGCUAGACAAAAGGAACAAGAAUUGAUGAGGAAAAAUGGAGGCAGAGUGGGGAUGGGUGGAAUGCAUAGUGGCUUGAGCGACAGUAUGAGGAGGUUUGACGAGGAAAUGGGCAACGGGGUUGGGAAUGAGGAGGUAUCGUUUUCUGAUUUGUUGAAUUUGAAUGAGAUGGGGAAUAGGGGGCAGAGUAGGAGAGCUUCACCGGUGAGAAAUAGACAAAGACAUAGUAUUUCGGGACCGUCUCAAGGAGGAUUUCGAGAACUACAAGCUCAGAGACAGGCGGCAGGUCUUAUUACCGAGGAGAUGGAUCAGGAGUUGACGGUUAGAGGAAGAUUGCAUUGGGUUGGUGUUAUGAAGGACUGGGAAUGGGAGAUCCUACUUGGAUAA
This is a messenger RNA of Sclerotinia sclerotiorum 1980 UF-70, 2472 nucleotides long. RefSeq lists its product as hypothetical. The transcript is spliced from 4 exons. Gene Ontology annotation, molecular function: transcription cis-regulatory region binding; zinc ion binding; DNA-binding transcription factor activity, RNA polymerase II-specific. Gene Ontology annotation, cellular component: nucleus. The record is from RefSeq and is a predicted model, not a curated record. Gene Ontology annotation, biological process: positive regulation of transcription by RNA polymerase II. Bases 1 to 2472 code for a protein of 823 amino acids. NCBI's taxonomy places the organism in Eukaryota, Fungi, Ascomycota, Leotiomycetes, Helotiales, Sclerotiniaceae.